AUGGCUGAAUCUUCCUUCGAGAUGGACCACCAGGCCACCCCCAUUUCCUACCGGCCUCACCACACAACUCCGGCCCACUCCCACCGAUCCCCCCGUUUAUCGUUCUACAGCCCUCACACCUAUCCAUUCCCAACAUCUCAUAGAACCCGUUAUACUCGUGUGCCUCCCACCACUCCUUUUUCAUCUGACAAUGACCGUUCAUGGCAAGACGAGAUUUCAUGGCAGUUUGAGCCCACAGGCUGGCAAGACGACCGUGGAACCAUGCUUAGUGCUGCACUAAGUCCAUGGACCGGGCCAGGAACCUCACCCUCCCCAUCCCCUACACCUGGCACCCGUGUAUUUCGCCAAUCAGCUAACGACUAUUACCUUUCUCGUACUUCAAGUAGUGAUCUUUACUUUCAUAACUUCACUAAUCCGUAUUAUGAACAUUCCAGUGUCUUGUCUCCUGGUAGAAUUGAGCUCCAAAGCUAUGUGGCCGAAGAUACUCAUAGAAUUAACCAUCAACCAGAUGGUAGUUCCUUUAUUGGCGGUUACAUCAAGUCUCCUACUUUUGCAAGAAUGGGAACUAGUAUUAAUACCAAAAGGGACCAUUUGGCAGAUAAUGCUGAUCCAAGUAUGAUUGAUGAUGAUAAACAGAAUGAAACACGAAUAAAAGAACAAGAUCCACGAUGGUUCUCUGUUUCUCGUGCCUAUGUUGAUCAGGAUAUGGGGAGAUAUGAUGGUCAUAGUAGUCGUCAUCAUGGGAUUUCCUUUACAAGUCAUGACCAUCAUAAUGUCAAUGGUCUGAACAGUUACAGUCAUGGCUAUGAUGAGGAUAGUCAACAACUGUUUCGUAGUCCUCAGUAUCUUCAAAGUUACGUGCAAGACGGAGACGAGCUUGAUGAGGAUGAGGUUGUACCGCCAAAUACCAUCGGGCUUUUUGGCUUGUUCAAGUAUUCAACAAAAUUGGACAUGUUUCUUGUAAUAAUAGGCUGCUUGGGUGCUUUGAUGAAUGGAGGAUCUCUACCAUGGUAUUCUUAUCUUUUUGGAAAUUUUGUCAACAAGAUUGCAUUAGAAACUGACAAGGACCAGAUGUUAAAAGAUGUCAGAAAGGUAUGUGUGCUUAUGGCAGGAUUGGCAGGAUUAGUGGUAAUUGGAGCCUAUUUACAGAUUGCUUGUUGGCGAUUGGUGGGGGAGCGAUCAGCGCAUAGAAUAAGAACCAAGUACCUAAGGGCAGUUCUAAGACAGGAUAUCAGCUUCUUUGAUGCAGACAUUAGUACAAGUGAUAUCAUGCAUGGAAUCUCAAGUGAUGUUGCUCAAAUCCAAGAAGUUAUGGGAGACAAGAUGGCACACUUCAUUCAUCACAUAUUUACCUUCAUCUGUGGCUACGCAGUUGGUUUCUUAAAAUCCUGGAAGGUUUCUCUUGCAGUUUUAGCUGUCACUCCAUUAACAAUGUUCUGUGGCAUCGCUUAUAAGGCAGUCUAUGUUGGCCUAGCUACAAAAGAAGUGAAUUCUUACAAGAAAGCUGGUAGCCUAGCAGAACAAGCGAUGAGUUCAAUUAGAACUGUAUUUUCUUUCGUAGCAGAAGAGAGUUUAGCAGCAAGAUAUGAUGCAGUAUUGGAUGAAUCAGUGCCAGUGGGAAAGAAACUUGGUUUUGCAAAGGGUAUAGGAAUCGGAGUAAUAUACUUGGUUACUUAUUCAACAUGGGCAUUAGCUUUCUGGUAUGGAUCAAUCUUGGUCUCAAGAAACGAGUUAUCUGGUGGUGCAGCCAUUGCAUGCUUCUUUGGUGUCAAUGUUGGUGGCAGGGGUUUGGCAUUGUCUUUAUCAUACUUUGCUCAAUUUGCACAAGGUACCGUAGCAGCUAGCAGAGUGUUUGAGGUUAUAGAUAGGAUCCCAGCCAUUGAUCCUUAUAGUACCAUAGGGAGAAAGCCCACAAGUGUACAUGGAAAAGUGGAGCUCAAAAGUGUUACUUUUGUUUAUCCAUCUCGCCCGACUGUCCCAAUUCUCAAUUCUCUCAAUUUGGUGAUUCCAUCUCAAAGAACUUCAGCUCUAGUUGGUGCUAGUGGAGCUGGCAAGUCCACAAUUUUUGCUCUUUUGGAGAGGUUCUAUGAUCCUGUUGAGGGCUUGAUAUUGCUGGAUGGUCAAGAUAUAAGGACUUUGCAAGUGAAAUGGCUAAGACGUCAAAUGGGUAUGGUGGGUCAAGAGCCUAUCCUCUUUGCAGACACAAUUCUUGAAAAUAUUCUGAUGGGAAAGGAGAAUGCCACCAAGAAAGAGGCUAUCACUGCUUGCAUUGCUGUGAAUGCACACAAGUUCAUAAGUGAUCUACCAUUAGGCUAUGACACCCAGGUAGGAGACAAAGGAACUCAGCUAUCUGGGGGUCAAAAGCAACGUAUUGCACUGGCUCGUGCAAUGAUCAAAGACCCCAAGAUCCUUCUCUUAGAUGAGCCCACAAGUGCCUUAGAUCCCAAGUCUGAAUCUCUAGUUCAACUGGCCAUUGAGAAAAUCUCAAAAGGGAGAACCACAAUUGUGAUUGCUCACAGGCUGGCAACUGUCAGGAAUGCUGAAACAAUUGUUGUUCUUGAACAAGGAUCUGUUGCUGAAACUGGUGACCACCAUCAGCUCAUGGCAAGAGAAGGUGCUUACUUUGCUCUCAUCAAGCUUGCAUCUGAAGCUGUAUCAACUAACCUCAUAUCUGAAAGAGAUGAAUUGGGUAAAAAGAAUGAAACUUCUGGUACUUAUGAUCUAUCAAAACCAAACCAUGUGUACGAGAUCUCAAUGUCAGGGUACAUGAAAUCUGUUCAAGAGGCGAACGAAGUAGAAACACAAGAAGUAACCAAACAGAAAUCAUACAGGAUUUCUGAAAUAUGGAAACUACAAAAACCCGAGGCCAGUCUGCUGUUUAUUGGCAUAAUUUUUGGGAUGCUGGCUGGUGCUAUACUCUCCUUAUUCCCCUUGGUUUUAGGCCAAGCGCUUAAUGUCUAUUUCAAUCCAGACAAAUCCAAAUUAAAGAAGGAUGUUGGCUACCUCUGUUUGGCACUUGUUGGACUUGGGUUUGGGUGUAUUCUCACUAUGACAGGUCAACAAGGUUUCUGUGGUUGGGCUGGAACAAAACUCACGAAGAGGGUUCGUGAUUUUCUCUUCCAGUCUAUACUGAAACAAGAGCCUGGGUGGUUUGACUCAGACCACAACUCAACCGGUGUACUUGUUUCAAGGCUGUCUGUUGACUGUAUAAGUUUCAGAUCAGUUCUAGGGGACAGAUACUCUGUUCUAUUUAUGGGCUUGAGCUCAGCUGCUGUCGGCCUUACUGUUUCGUUUUAUCUUGAAUGGAGGUUAGCCCUUUUGGCUACUAUUCUUACUCCUUUUACACUUGGAGCUAGCUAUUUUAGCUUGAUCAUCAACAUUGGUUCGAAACUAGAUAAUGGUUCUUAUGACAAAGCCAGUAGUAUAGCUUCUGGUGCAGUAUCAAACAUUCGUACAGUGGCAACUUUUGCUACACAAGAAAAGAUAGUCCGGUCUUUUGAGCAAUCUUUGUUGGAGCCCAAAGCAACUUCUGUGAGAAGAUCACAGAUUACCGGAUUGGCAUUAGGAUUCUCUCAAGGUGCAACGUACUCAGCUUAUACUCUAGUUCUGUUUUUUGGAGCUUACCUUGUAGAACAAAGCUAUACAACAUUUGGAGAUGUCUACAAGAUAUUCUUGAUCCUUGUUUUGAGCUCAUUUUCAGUUGGACAAUUGGCGGGUCUUGCUCCAGAUACUUCAAUGGCCUCCACUGCAAUUCCUGCUGUUUUUGAUAUCCUUAAUCGCAAUCCAUUGAUUCAUGGAAAAGGCAAAGACAUAGAACGAUCAAGGCCAUUUGAUGUGGAGUUCAAGAUGGUGACUUUUGCUUAUCCCUCUAGGCCUGAUGUGAUUGUGUUGAGAGAUUUCUGUUUAAAGGUCAAAGGUGGAACCAUGGUGGCGGUCGUUGGAGGGAGUGGUUCUGGGAAAUCAACACUCAUAUGGUUGACACAAAGGUUCUACGAUCCAAUUCGAGGAAAAGUUCUACUGGGAGGAAUGGAUUUGAGGGAGCUUGACGUGAAAUGGUUGCGCCUUCAAACAGCUUUGGUGGGUCAAGAACCUGCAUUGUUUGCUGGUACAAUACGAGAAAACAUAAGAUUUGGAAACCCCAAUGCCUCAUGGUCAGAGAUUGAAGAAGCUGCGAAAGAAGCUUACAUUCACAAUUUCAUCUGUGGCCUCCCGCAAGGUUAUGAAACUGAGGUUGGUGAUAGUGGGGUUCAACUAUCAGGAGGUCAGAAACAAAGGAUAGCAAUAGCAAGGGCAAUAGUGAAGAAAUCAAAGGUGCUAUUACUAGAUGAAGCAACUAGUGCAUUGGACUUGGAAUCCGAGAAACAUGUUCAAGAAGCGCUUAGGAAGAUCACCAAACGUGCAACCACCAUCGUGGUAGCUCACCGCCUCUCCACAAUCAGAGAAGCUGCCGUUAUAGCGGUGGUCCAAGAUGGUAAGGUGUCUGAAUAUGGAACACAUGACGCCCUCAUGGCUUCUCAUCUUGAUGGUGUCUAUGCUACCCUUGUUCGUUCCGAGAUGGAAGCUAACGUUUUUGCUUAACUAA
Molecule: messenger RNA, 4582 nt
Organism: Cynara cardunculus var. scolymus (artichoke)
Lineage: Eukaryota; Viridiplantae; Streptophyta; Magnoliopsida; Asterales; Asteraceae
Product: ABC transporter B family member 19-like
Exons: 9
Coding region: 1-4578 (1525 amino acids)
Biological process (GO): transmembrane transport
Cellular component (GO): membrane
Molecular function (GO): ATP hydrolysis activity; ABC-type transporter activity; ATP binding
Source: RefSeq, a predicted model, not a curated record